Molecule: messenger RNA, 417 nt
Organism: Rotaria sordida
Lineage: Eukaryota; Metazoa; Rotifera; Eurotatoria; Philodinida; Philodinidae
Source: the annotation of a GenBank genome assembly
AUGUCAACCAUACCUACAAUAUCAACAAGAAUAACAACAAAAAAGGAGAAAAAUGAAGAACAAUUUGAACUUAAACAGCAAUUUAUUCUUCGAAUGCCAUCAAGUGAAUAUGCAAGACGUUUACGUCAGUUGAUUGAUUAUGGUGAUGAAAAUAUUUGUCAACGUCUUUUUAUUGAUUUAAAUUCUGAACGAAGACGUGAUCGUAUUAAAUUUGAUAAUACGCGUUUUAAAGGUACCCUCUAUGACUUACUAUCUAUAACAGAAACAUAUAAAACAUUUUAUCGAAAAACUUUAUAUAAAAUACAUGAUAUUGAUCAAAUUAUUGUUUGUCGAUUACCGGAUGAUCUUAGUUCAACUGAUGAUGAUGGAAAUGAGAAAAAAAAGAAAGAAAAAGAUAAAGAAAUAAAAUUUCAAUGA